AUGGCAAUCCGACUCCUUCUCAGAGAUCGCGCCCUCGCCACUACUACCUUCCUCCUCCGCCGCCGCAACUUCUCCGCACCCGCAGUCGCCUCCGAGCUCCCCGCACUCGAACCCUCCGCCGACGCCGAACUGCUCUCCCAGAUGCUCCUCCACCACCACAACCCUUUCCACGCCAUGGAAUCCUGCCUCCAGCUGAGCGGAAUCUCGCUCACGCCUUCCCUCCUCCACCAGACCCUCCUCCGUCUCCGACACAGCUCGAAGAUCGCCCUAUCCCUCUUCCACUACUCUCUCUCCCUCCCUUCCUCUCCGGCCACCUCCGCGGCUUACAACCUCGUGAUCGAUAUCCUCGCGAAGGUCCACCAAUUCGACGUUUGUUGGCAGCUAAUCAUCCAGAUGGGGCAGAAAAACGAAGAGGGUUCGGAUUCCCUGCCCAAUUUCACCACUUUCUCCGUCCUCAUUCGGCGGCUGAUCGCCGCGGGAUUCACCCGCCAAGCGAUUCGUGCGUUCGAUGAUAUGCAAGGGUUCAUCGGGCCGGUGGAUUCGACUCAUUUCUGCUUCCUGCUCGACACUCUGUGCAAGUACGGGCAUGUGAAAGUGGCUGUGGAGGUUUUCAACAAGAGGAAAUUCAGCUUCGUUCCCAAUGUCAGGAUGUACACUGUUCUAAUCUGCGGAUGGUGCAAGCUGGGUAGACUGGAUAUGGCGGAGAGAUUUUUGAGAGAGAUGGAUGAGAAGGGAAUCGAGCCCAAUGUCGUUACUUACAACGUUUUGUUAGAUGGGAUCUGCAGGAGAGCUAGAUUGCAGCCGGAGCAUAAGUUUGAGAAGACGAUUGUUUUGGCGGAGCAGGUGUUCGACGAAAUGCGCCAGAGAGGGAUCGAACCAGAUGUGACCAGUUUCUCCAUCGUGCUCCACGUCUACAGCAGGGCGCAUAAACCCGAACUUACUCUGGACAAGCUAAAGUCAAUGAAGGAGAAAGGUAUUUCCCCGUCCCUGGCAACCUAUACUUCAGCAGUGAAGUGCCUCUGCUCGUCAGGGAGACUCGAUGACGCGGAGAAGCUGCUCGAUGAGAUGGUAGUCAGUGGGGUGAGUCCAUCUGCCGCAACGUACAAUUGCUUUCUUAAAGAGUACCGAGGGAGGAAGGAUGUCGAUGGUGCUCUGAAGCUAUACAGAAGGAUGAGGGAUGAUGAUCAGUGUGCACCAAGUUCACAAACCUACAACAUAUUGUUGGUGAUGUUCGUGAAGUUGAAUCGAAUGGAUGUUGUCAAUGAGAUAUGGGGUGAUCUGAAAGGGAGCGGCUUGGGGCCGGAUUUGGAUUCGUACACACUGUUAAUACACGAGCUGUGUGAGAAGGAGAAGUGGCGGGAAGCUUGUGGUUUCUUCGUGGAGAUGAUAGAGAAAGGGUUGCUACCCCAGAAGGUUACAUUUGAGACGCUCUACAGAGGUUUGAUACAGUCUGACAUGUUGAGGACUUGGAGAAGGUUGAAGAAGAAGCUUGAUCAGGAGUCAAUAACGUUUGGUUCUGAGUUUCAGAAUUAUCACUUGAAGCCAUACAGGAGAUAG
This is a messenger RNA of Linum tenue, 1557 nucleotides long. The record is from the annotation of a GenBank genome assembly. Lineage: Eukaryota; Viridiplantae; Streptophyta; Magnoliopsida; Malpighiales; Linaceae.